AUGAACAAUAAUCACAACAACCACAGUAAUAAUAAUAGUAAUAACAAUAAUUCGCAGGGUAAUCCACAUACUAUAUCGAAUUUAUCAGCAGGUUUGAAAUCAGUAUCACUAACGGAUCAACAACAAAAUGAAGUAAAUUUAAAUCUAUUACAACAACAACUACAGAAUGAAGCUGGGAAUUCAUCAAAUUCAAAUAAUAUAGAACAACAACAACAAUUACAAUCAAGAAUAAGUCAAUUUUUUCAAAACCAACCUACUGAAGGUUAUACAUUAUUUAGUCAUAGAUCUGCUCCUAAUGGAUUUAAAGUUGCAAUUAUAUUAUCUGAAUUAAAUUUGCCUUUUAAUACUAUAUUUUUAGAUUUUAAUAAUGGCGAACAAAGAGCUCCAGAAUUUGUUACAAUAAAUCCAAAUGCAAGAGUACCUGCAUUAAUUGAUCAUUAUAAUGAAAAUACUUCAAUAUGGGAACUGGGAGCAAUUAUACUAUAUUUGGUUUCAAAAUAUAUAAAGGAAAACAAUGGUGAAUGUUCAUUAUGGAGUGAUAAUUUAAUAGAACAAAGUCAAAUUAAUUCUUGGUUAUUUUUUCAGACAAGUGGUCAUGCUCCAAUGAUUGGUCAAGCUUUACAUUUUAGAUAUUUUCAUUCAUGCCCUGUACCAAGUGCAGUUGAAAGAUAUACAGAUGAAGUAAGAAGAGUUUAUGGAGUUGUUGAAAUGGCAUUAGCUGAAAGAAGAGAAGCAUUAAUUAUGGAUUUGGAUGUUGAAAAUGCAGCUGCUUAUAGUGCAGGAACUACACCUUUAUCACAAUCAAGAUAUUUUGAUUAUCCUGUAUGGCUAGUGGGAGAUAGAGCAACAGUAGCGGAUUUAUCUUUUGUACCUUGGAAUAAUGUUGUUGAUAGAAUAGGGAUAAAUUUGAAAGUUGAGUUUCCAGAGGUUUAUAAAUGGACUAAAUAUAUGAUGCGAAGACCAGCGGUAAUUAGAGCAUUGAGAGGAGACUAA
Messenger RNA from Lodderomyces pseudojiufengensis, 993 nucleotides. It is a transcript of the gene URE2, whose product is annotated as Ure2p. NCBI's taxonomy places the organism in Eukaryota, Fungi, Ascomycota, Pichiomycetes, Serinales, Debaryomycetaceae. Gene Ontology annotation, molecular function: transcription corepressor activity. The transcript has a single exon. Gene Ontology annotation, biological process: regulation of nitrogen utilization. The record is from RefSeq and is a predicted model, not a curated record. The coding region runs from base 1 to 993 and encodes 330 amino acids.